CCCACGUCUGCCGGCGAUGUCACCAAUUCCCGUCCCCCACCACAAUCCUCAACACAUGUGACAGACGUCAUUCUCUUCUCGCUCUUUCACUCGACCCAACACUCCAGCGUCUCACGCUGCGCCGCCAAUAUCGGCCGGAAAGAUGUCGGGCCUCCUCUCGUAUGUGCCCAUUGCCAACCGGCUCGUCGGUUCAGGCAUGAGGCAACAAGCAAUCCAUCUUCCGCCCGUCGAGGUCCACCAUAUCGAGACCAACCCUGGGCGAAGAGCCCGAUGCCUGAAGCACCUCCUCAAGGCCAAUCAUGUCAACUACUCCAUAGUAUACAACGAGCGGCGCUCGCUGAACCAAACUUCUCACCUUCUAAGCACUGCAUAUCUGCUCGGCGCCGAUGAGGCGAAGCUGAAUGACUUGUACGAGGUCGGCAUCAAGCACCUGCAGCCAUGGACGCCGUCACCCGCAGAGGUCGCCGACCUGGACUGGCAGGAUUUCCUCGGAGACAGGGAGUACCAGCGAGCCUACGUCGACUACUUCGAGGACAAGCUCGCCAUGGAUUUUGCCUACAACUGGAAGCAGGAGCUCCAACACUUUCUUUUCAGUGGCGAUUUGUCAUUGUGCUAUAGCCUAAUUGGCGAUGCCGCGCAACCCCUUAUUCAUCUUGGAUACGCCUACGAGAUGGACAGUAAGGAGCUCGCCAUGGAAGCCCUCGGCCUAGCGUGCAUCCAACACAACUUCCUACACAAAUACGCGGCUGAAGCUGCGUACACCCGACCAUCUCCACUCACAUCCGACUCGCCACUAGAUCUCCUCAUCAAAAUCUCAGAAGAUGAGCGGUUUAGCAAGAUUCCUGAGGUGAACAAUUUCUGUGGGCUGGAGCGAGUCUUCGCCGAGCAUGAGGAUCUCAUCCUGGAAUACUGGAACGCGCUGGACUUGGAUGACGCUAUGGACCAGUUCCGGCUGUCCCAAGAAGCACCAGUGGCUUUGCUGGCAACGAGCGUCAAGGCAGGUACUCACAUAUACAGCGCGGGCUUUGUUCAGCUCCUGUCGGCCAGCCACGCCAUUCGGGUUCUGCUGCCAUACGUCCCCUCCGAACAUCACGUUGCCCUGCUGAGACAGUGGUGGCUCCUUGCCAUUGCGGUUUUUGUCCUCGCCGGACGCCCAAGGCCAGACCCGGAGAGCCUCGACGUCGAUGUCAGUGGCAAGGAUUGGGCGUGGGUGCAGAAGACGGCUCUCGCCUCGAAGUGGUCGCACGAUGCUGGAUUUCUUGAAGCGAUUCGCACCAUGAAGGAGAAUGCCAAAACGUGGGGAGAUGGACAAGAGAUGUAUUUGGAGGCAGCGGUGAUGUUUGUCAAAGAAUUCAAGGGUUGGUCGGCGUGAGCCGGAAAUAAGUCGCGGACACGUAAGGUCGAUGGCCAGACAUACGAAAUGUACGUUGCCGUGCUCUUGCAUUUCGAAUCCCCGUUGCAGCC
This is a messenger RNA of Purpureocillium takamizusanense, 1464 nucleotides long. RefSeq lists its product as uncharacterized. The transcript has 3 exons. Lineage: Eukaryota; Fungi; Ascomycota; Sordariomycetes; Hypocreales; Ophiocordycipitaceae. The coding region runs from base 143 to 1372 and encodes 409 amino acids. Gene Ontology annotation, molecular function: oxidoreductase activity. The record is from RefSeq and is a predicted model, not a curated record.